Centropristis striata (black sea bass) is the source of this 2868-nucleotide messenger RNA. It is a transcript of the gene rph3aa, whose product is annotated as rabphilin 3A homolog (mouse), a. The coding region runs from base 1 to 1767 and encodes 588 amino acids. Gene Ontology annotation, biological process: intracellular protein transport. NCBI's taxonomy places the organism in Eukaryota, Metazoa, Chordata, Actinopteri, Perciformes, Serranidae. Gene Ontology annotation, molecular function: small GTPase binding. Gene Ontology annotation, cellular component: membrane. The transcript has 15 exons. The record is from RefSeq and is a predicted model, not a curated record.
AUGAACGUGUCUGGCGGCCCCCCGGGGGACGAGCUCACGGAUGAGGAGAAGGAGAUCAUCAACAGCGUGCUGGCUCGUGCGGCCAUGAUGGAGGCCAUGGAGCAUGAGAGGAUUGAGCGUCUGUCCAGUCGGCUGGAUAACAUCAAGAAGACGGCGUGCGGUGACGGACAGUCUCACUGUCUGCUGUGUGGAGCUUCUUUUGGGCCGCAGGGGGUCACAGCUGUCCUCUGUGUGCACUGUAAUAAAAACAUGUGCAGCAAAUGUGGGAUUUGGAGCAACAGCAGGACGAGUCCGAUGUGGCUGUGCAGAAUCUGCAACGAGCAGCAAGAGGUACAGAAGCGUUCAGGCGCCUGGUUCUUCAAGGGGAGAGUGGAGCGGGCUAGCAGUCUGCCGGCCCCCCUCCCUCUGUCCAGACCUCGACAGUCCAGCACCGAGGACAGUUCUGGUCCCGGAGGAUACAACGGAUCACCGGAGCCCACCAUACAGCAACAAGGAAAUGAGUCGCCCCGUGGAUCAGACCAAUGGGAGCAGACAGCAGGAACAACAGCUGACAGCUAUAAUGAGAGUCAGUCCUGUCCAGCAGCUGUAAUGAAGAGCGAGCGACAUGUGUUAGCCUCCAAACCUCCUCGAGCAAACGCACAGCAGGCCGCCCCCUCCCCGGCUCCUCCUGCAGAUGUGGAGAAGACGGCGUCCCCUCCAGCUGUGGAGGAGAAGAGGCAACCUGUUGUCUGCAGCUCCUUCUCAUCAAAUGUUCCUGCAACCAGAAAUACUCCACCUGUCAACAGCCCCGCCCCCCCGCGACCCCCGCCCGACCGGACGGAGGAGGAGGACAACGACUAUGACUCGGAUGACGCCACCACUCUGGGAUCUCUGGAGUUCAGUCUGCUGUACGAGCAGGAGAACCACGCGCUGCACUGCUACAUCGUUAAAGCUAAGGGUCUGAAGCCGAUGGACUCUAAUGGACUGGCCGACCCGUACGUGAAGCUGCACCUCCUCCCUGGAGCCAGUAAGUCUAACAAACUUCGCACAAAGACACUUAAAACCACUCUGAAUCCUGUGUGGAACGAGACUCUGGUCUACCACGGCAUCACCGAUGAUGAAAUGACACGUAAAACUCUCCGGCUGUCGGUGAGUGACGAGGACAAGUUCGGACACAACGAAUUCAUCGGAGAGACGCGAAUCGCUCUGAAGAAAGUCAAGUUUAACCAGAAGAAGAACUUCAAUGUUUGUUUGGAGCGAGCAGUCCCGGUGAAGAAAGCUGUGGGAGGUCCGGCCCGUGGCAUGGCUCUCUACGAGGAUGAUAUGAACGAGGGCGAGGACUCAGAGGAGCGAGGUCGUAUCCUGGUGUCUCUGACCUACAGCAGUCAGCUGGGUCGUCUGAUCGUGGGCGUGGUCCGCUGUGCUCACCUGGCGGCCAUGGACUCCAACGGAUACUCCGACCCCUUCGUCAAAAUAUGUCUGAAGCCUGAUAUGGGGAAAAAAGCUAAAAACAAGACACAGAUCAAAAAGAAGACGCUCAAUCCAGAGUUUAACGAGGAGUUCAGUUAUGAAAUAAAACACGGCGAGCUCGCCAAGAAAACCCUCGACAUCUCAGUCUGGGACUACGACAUGGGAAAAUCCAACGAUUUCAUUGGAGGAUGUCAGCUGGGCAUCCAGGCUAAAGGAGAGUGUCUGAAGCACUGGUACGAAUGCCUCAAGAACAAAGACAAGAAGAUCGAGCGCUGGCACGUUCUGCUUAAUGAAAACACGGCUCAGUUCGAGGAUUAAACCUACUUCCCUCUCUUCUGUGUAUUUAUUUAUCUCUCCCUCCCUCCUGUAGAAUAUUGUCUUCCAGUGAGUACGGGUAGACACAUAUUAUCCUCUUGCUUUAUUGUAGUUUGUCCCUAAAAGUUGCAGCGUGCAGGCUUCAGUCCAACACUUUUCAGAUGACCAACAUGGAUGUCGACCUCGGGGCUCUUUUUAAUAACAAGCGACUCUUUCACUGCUCUCAUACAUACAUAAACUAUCAUGAGUGAAGCUUGCCUGACAUGUGGUAAUGAUUGAACAGAGAUAUUAUCAUAUUUUAUGUUGAAGAUAAUACCUUGUUAUCAUCGUCAUUAACACAGUGUGUUGUAAUGACCCGACUCGGGGGAAUUCCCACGUCUCUGUCUCUGACCUGUUCUGCUCCCGUCAUAUCUGUAAUGUGAUAUCAUCGACACGUUGUUCCAGUGCUGCAACACCAAAACAUUUAUUUAUUUAUUUUAGUGUUAUUGUGCAUCAUGCGUAUGUUUAAUAUUAAAUGGGACACUUUGCAGACGUUUGGUUGCAAAAAUGCGAACAAAGUCUUUUUAUUUAUUUAUGUGAAAUGCUGAUGUUUCGAUCACGUCAGUUAAAUCUGGUCCCCUAAAAGUUUUGUUCCUAUGCAAUGAAACUGCUUUGUUACAGAUUCUUAGAAAUCCACAAAACCAGCCUGAAAAUAAAGAUGUGUUUGAAGGCUAAUUAUGUUAGAUGGAAAUGUAUUUUCUCCUGGAUUACUCCGGGUUUGGUCUUGACAAAUUCCAAAAACGUUUGUGAUCAAAGUCCUCAGAUGUCUGUGUGGCUGAUGGACGGUUUUAAACAAACACGGAAUGUUAAGCCAGGAAACCAAUGUUUGGGUGCCAUUUGAAACCAAAAAUCAAUGUUAAGUUACAACCAUAAUUCCAAAAACUCUUUGGAAUUGUACGUUUAUAACAAACAUUCUUAUUUUAACCCAAACAAUAACCUUUUACUAAACAUAACUAAGUAGUUUUGUUGCUUAAACCUAACCAAACUGCAGCCAAGAAACAUUUUACUGGUAAUAAAAUCAUUUUAAUGCAAUAUAGGGUAACGCUUUAUAUUAAGGUCCUUGUA